Messenger RNA from Cydia amplana, 654 nucleotides. RefSeq names its product glutathione S-transferase-like. The transcript is spliced from 5 exons. The coding region runs from base 37 to 654 and encodes 205 amino acids. Gene Ontology annotation, biological process: glutathione metabolic process. Gene Ontology annotation, molecular function: glutathione transferase activity. The record is from RefSeq and is a predicted model, not a curated record. NCBI's taxonomy places the organism in Eukaryota, Metazoa, Arthropoda, Insecta, Lepidoptera, Tortricidae.
UUACGCUCGUCAUUCACAGGGGUUGAGUGCAUCAAGAUGGCCAAGAAACUUCACUACUUGAACAUAAACGGCAUUGCCGAGUCUAUCAGGUACAUCCUCCACUAUGGGGGGCAGAAGUUUGAGGAUAUCAGGUACGAGCUUUCGGACUGGCCUAUUAAGAGCGUGAAAGACUCACUCCCAUACGGCCAGUUGCCCCUGUACCAGGAGGGCAACAAAUCCCUGAACCAGUCGCUGGCGAUCGCCCGCUACCUGGCCAGCCAGCACAAGCUCCUGCCCACCGACCCCUGGGAACAGGCCGUGCUGGACGCCAUCGUCUUCAACAUCUACGACUUCUGGACCAGUAAUAAAAUCGUCACCUUCAUCAAGGAGACUGAUGCUACUCGGAAGGAGGCCAUUAAAAAAGAAAUCAUUAACGAAUCAGUUGAUUUCUUCUUCUCUCGCUUCGAAAAGGAACUGAAAGCCAACAAGGGCUUCUUCAACGGCAAGCUGAGCUGGGCCGACUUCAUCCUGGUUGGCAUCGUGGAGAGCGCCAACCUGUUCCUUGGCACGCAGAUCGAGAAGCAGUACCCCAGCGUGAGCGCGCUCGUGCAGACCGUGCGCGCGCUGCCCGGCGUCAAGGACUACCUCGCCACUAGGAAACCGUACACGUUGUAA